AUGUCGUUGCGAAAGAUCGUCGUCUGCGGAGCGGGCUUCUUAGGCCGUCAUAUUGCCAAAGAGAUCGCGACUGCCAAUAUCGCCAGUGUACCGCCCCGCUCAGUACAAGUAUCUUCCAGGAAACCAGAAAAAAUCCGGAUUGUCCUCGCAUCUGAUGCUACAAUCCCCAAAGACCGCUUGCUUCCUGCUGUCGCGGCCGAUGUCACGAAACCAGCUACGCUGAGGCCUGCCUUCGAAGGCGCUACAACGAUUGUGUCUCUUGUCGGUAUAAUGCACGGUUCUCCCCAAGAUUUUGAAAACAUUCAGUGGAAAGGAGCGGAGAAUGUCGCCCUUUGUGCGAAGGAAGCUGGGGCGAAACUUGUUCACUUCAGCGCCAUUGGCGCCGAUCCAGAAAGCCGCAUUCCAUACGUCAGAACGAAAGGGCUCGCCGAGCAGUCUAUCCUUGGUAUCAUCCCAGACGCUACUAUUAUCCGCCCAAGUCUAGUCUUUGGUCCAGAAGAUGACUUCUUCAAUCGCUUCGCUCGUCUUGCUCAUAUUCUGCCUUUCAUGCCUGUUUUUGGAGGAGGAAAAUCUCGAUUCCAACCUGUCUAUGUUGGGGAUUUAGCUCGCCUCGUCGAAAUGAUCUCAAGAGGUGACCCAAACAUCGAGAACGCCACUGCUGGAAAAAUCGUGGAAGCUGGGGGUCCUCAAGUCUUUACCUAUCAUGAACUAAUGCAACUUGUUUUGAAAUAUACCGACCGCAGCCGGCCGAUCCUCUCUCUUCCCUUCGUUCUCGGCACAUUGCAGGGCGCCGUUCUCGAGAAAUUACCUGUCAACCUCUUUACAGUGACUCGUGCACAGGUUGAACAACUGAAAUCCGACAAUGUCGUUGCUCCAUACGAGAAAAUGCCAAAAAAACAUGUAUCUCUCGAAGAAGUGAUUACAAAAUACUCGGAGACUCCCCUACGUAGUGUUCAAGAGAUUCUGCCAACAUACCUUUGUUGA
Molecule: messenger RNA, 984 nt
Organism: Cyclocybe aegerita
Lineage: Eukaryota; Fungi; Basidiomycota; Agaricomycetes; Agaricales; Hemipholiotaceae
Source: the annotation of a GenBank genome assembly